Messenger RNA from Trichoderma gamsii, 630 nucleotides. RefSeq names its product tetratricopeptide. The record is from RefSeq and is a predicted model, not a curated record. Gene Ontology annotation, molecular function: protein binding. Lineage: Eukaryota; Fungi; Ascomycota; Sordariomycetes; Hypocreales; Hypocreaceae. The coding region runs from base 1 to 630 and encodes 209 amino acids. The transcript has a single exon.
AUGUCGGACCUCGACCACUUCAGCAUGCUCCCCAUCCACAUGGACCCCCAGUCCAAAGCCAUCCUCCCCUCCGGCAGCAGACCGUCGCGCGCCCUCGCCGCCGAGCUCGAAAAGCUCAACACCCUCCACCGCGCCAUCCUCAACAUCGAAGUGCCCCCCGGCGCCAUCCCGCUGGUCCCUCCCCCUCCCAUCCCCGUCAACCCAAAGCGCACUGCCAACGUCUCCAAGCUGCGCGACAACGGCAACGCAGAGUACCGCAAGCAAAAGUACGCCGAGGCGAUCAAGCUGUACACGCAAGGGAUCGAGGCGGCGCUGCAGAGGCCGCUGUGGGAGCCGGCCGCGCUAGUGAGGGAGGAGGUGUCGAUGCUGUAUGCGAAUCGCGCGCAGGCGCAUAUGGGCUUGAGCAAUUGGCCUGAGGGCGCGGUGGAUGCGGAGGCGAGUGUUGAGGCGAGACGGGUGGGCAAUGCGAAGGGCUGGUGGAGGAGGGGGCGGUGCUUGACGGAGAUGGGGAGACUGGAUGAGGCGCGGGAGUGGGUGAAGAGGGCGUUGGAGAUGGAGGGCGAGGAGGCGGAUUUGAUGACGCUGUUGAAGGAUAUUGAGGAGAAGAUUGAAAGGGUGCGGGCUGCUUAG